Gadus chalcogrammus (walleye pollock) is the source of this 2813-nucleotide messenger RNA. RefSeq names its product zinc finger, FYVE domain containing 21 (gene zfyve21). The record is from RefSeq and is a predicted model, not a curated record. Bases 82 to 816 code for a protein of 244 amino acids. Gene Ontology annotation, molecular function: metal ion binding. Lineage: Eukaryota; Metazoa; Chordata; Actinopteri; Gadiformes; Gadidae. The transcript has 8 exons.
UCACCCAGGGUAGGCGUGUCCGUGGAGAGUUGAGCGGAGACGAAGGAGACCGUGGUGGACGGAGAGGUGGUGUCGGGAAAAAUGUCUUCGGUGCCUGACGGCAAAAAGCUGGUCCGGAGCCCCAGCGGUCUUCGCAUGGUCCCCGAGAACGGAGCGUUCAUCAGCCCCUUCUGCCUGGCCGAACCGCAGUGGGUCCCGGAUAAAGAGUGUCCCAGAUGUAUGCAGUGUGACGCCAAGUUUGACUUCAUCACACGGAAGCACCACUGUCGGCGCUGCGGCCGGUGCUUCUGUGACAAGUGCUGCAGCCACAAGGUGGCGCUGCCGCGCAUGUGCUUCGUGGACCCGGUGCGCCAGUGCGGCGCGUGUGGCGUGCUGUCCCAGCGGGAGAACGAGUUCUACGACAAACAGAUCAAGAUCCUCACCGGAGGCGCUGCCUUCGUUGUCACUCUGGACUCAUCGGGGAAAUCCCAGAACAUGACCUGCCGACUGGCCAACAACCACAGGUACCUGUUCCUGGAUGGGGAGAGCCACCUGGAGGUGGAGCUGUCGCGUAUCUCCAGCUUGCAGGUGCUGAUGGAGGAGUCUAGCCCAGGAGAGAGCAAGGAGCUCGCCUUCAGCCGUCUGCUAGAAAGCAAGUUCCUCUCCGAAGGUGGGGGGCCCCGGGCCAGUGGCUUGCUGCUGGUGCACCGGGCCCAGGGGUCCCAGGACCCCAUGCAGGUCCGCCUGGAGGCAGUGGAGGACCGAAAGGAAGCGUCGUGGUGGCUUGGGGCCAUGCACAAGGCAGCCAAACUGCUUUACGAAGCAAAGGACCAAUGAGUAGCCAGCUGGGCGGAGCUACACACAGACUACACCCCGGUUGACCUCUGACCUACCAGGACCCCAGACAACCUUUGACCUCGGCAAUCUUCCGGAUGUUGCUGGAUGCCGAUGAUGAUUCUUGCUCCUUUAUUGAUUAUUAGUGACGCUAACCAAACAACGCUACAAUACCGGAGAAGCGCUUCUGCCAAACUUCCAAAUCUUUUUAAUGACACUUCCUGCAGUCCCUGCCCAGAUUCCUGCGGUCUGUUUGGACAUUGGGACAUCAUUGAUGAUGUCACAACACACCGACCAACCAACCAAGUAACCGACCCACCAGUGGCUCCCCUUGUUUGGUUGUAAAACUAGCGUGUGUGUGUGUUGCCCCCUGGUGGUCAGUCAGUGUUAUUUGCCCAUCGCACACCGACCCAGCAUGAGUUUUAAAUUUGAACGGCGACGUGAUGACGACAUUAAAAAAAACCUCCCGGGACCACAGUUUACAUGCACAGGUGUGAAGUUUCCAUGGAAACCACCAGCCUGAAACACACACCUCUAAGGAUCAGCCCGGCUGUAGAGUUCACUUAACCGCUUUUAAUGUACUCCAACGUAUCACAUUUUUGUAAGAAGUAUUUUGUUAAAUAUUCCUAUUUUAACACAAACAGUCUUUGCGUACUCUCAUAAUUUUUACCGAAGGAUUACUAUAGUUUUUUGUAGCAUUUGUAUACUGUGAACGGUUCCUUUGGCGUUCCUUCUCAAAGACCUCCCCCGGCUUAUCCUCCUGAUUUAAGUUCUGGUCUUUGAUAUUUUCUACAUCGUCUGCGCGGCAUGAAUCCUUCCCCGCGUUGCUCAGAAUCUAUGACGGCGCGCUAGACGCUCCUAUGAGAUGAUGGGUCAGGCAUAGGGUCUCUGGUUCUCAGUUCGACACGUUGCUGACUACACCGUUUGAAUCCCGCUCAUGUAGUUGCGCUGUCCAUAUCCUCAGGCCAAGUACAAAGCUUUUAUUUUGAAAAGGUAUCUCUGCGAUCUUGUUCAUUUUUAACGAACCAAUAGGAGGCUGGAUCUAACCUUUUAUAUAACCAAUAGGAGGAAGGAGCUCACCUUGUACUGAACCAAUAGGAGGCUGGAUCUAACCUUUUAUAUAACCAAUAGGAGGAAGGAGCUCACCUUGUACUGAACCAAUAGGAGGCUGGAUCUAACCUUUUAUAUAACCAAUAGGAGGAAGGAGCUCACCUUGUACUGAACCAAUAGGAGGCUGGAUCUAACCUUUUAUAUAACCAAUAGGAGGAAGGAGCUCACCUUGUAUUGAACCAAUAGAAGGCUGGAUCUAAACUUUUAUAUAACCAAUAGGAGUAAGGAGCUCACCUUGUAUUGAACCAAUAGGUGGCUGGAUCUAACCUUUUAACGAACCAAUAGGAGGAGGGAGGUCACCUUGUAUUGAACCAAUAGGUGGCUGGAUCUAACCUUUUAACGAACCAAUAGGAGAGAUCUCUGCAAGGUGUUGCUAUAGUCCUGAGUGUGGAGAGGUGGGGUGAGGGGGGAGUUCGCAGGUCCGAUGAUCUGAGGUCAAACCGGACCUUACCCCCCCCCUCCAGGUACAACAUGGUCCGCUCUGCCGUCUCUCUUGUCAGACACCCCCCCCGCCCCCCCGAGUGGUGUUGUCUUUCAUCGGUUCUCCAGGAGGUUUUGCACAAAGUUCUGCGUUCCCUGAACUAGCAGGGCGUUGUGUGCUGCACUUUACAACCCCCCCCCCCCCACACACGCGCACACACACACACACACACACACACACACACACACACACACACACACACACACACACACACACACACACACACACACACACACACACACACACACACACACACACACACACACACACACACACACACACACACACACACACACACACACACACACACACUGCUUCCAUCCAUACAGACGAUAUGUCCCCUGGUCCUGUUUAUUAUUAUGGUCUGGACGGAUUAAUAAAAGUGUUUAUAUACAUGUCUGGUGUCCUG